AGUACGUGUAUUUCAAGUGCAUAAAGUGCAAGUGAAGAUACCUCUCUAGUCGAUAACUAAAGAUCUAUUCGUGAUGUUUACACCUUCUACACUUAAAUUCGUCGCUCUAGUAUAUUUUCAAUAGCAAACAAACACGAAUUAAUACAAAAAUGUCCGAGACCUCUGCUUAGCGGAAAGUUUACAUCGAUAUUUUUGUUACAGACAAACUAAAACUCUUUGGCAGCUUCUUUCUCAUUGCACAUAGGUUUUUAUUUAUUUUUAAAUUCAAAGCUGAGAAUGGCUAGCUCAACAGCUGUAAGUAUAGAAAAUAAUUCAACUAAAAAUGGUAGCACAGAUAUGGAAGUACAACUUAAAGAACGAGCUGAAAGGAAUCGUCAGAGAGCACUUUUGUUAAAAAAAUCUAAAAUCGUAACUCAUCCAUAUGCAAGAGAAAAUAGUGAGUCUAUAAAAGGAAGAUUACUAAAAGUUCAAGGGCAGCGUGUUAUUGAUAGCGGUGGAGGUUUCCUGAUAGAAGAAAAUGAUGAAUUGGAACAACAAUUGCUAAAAAUUAGAACCGAGCCAGAACCUGUUAUUGGUAAAUUUAACGAGUGUGAAGAAUGUCAACAAAAAUUUGGGGAUUCGUAUCUUUUGCAAACGUUUGAUCUGGCUGUUUGUGAUAAUUGCAGAGAUAAAGAGGGAAAGCAUUCUUUAAUAACCAAGACAGAAGCUAAACAAGAGUACUUACUGAAGGAUUGUGAUCUCGAUAAGCGAGAGCCAGUGCUGAAAUAUAUCAUACGAAAGAAUCCUCACAAUGUGAAUUGGGGCGAGAUGAAGUUGUAUCUUCAUUUGCAAAUAGAGCAAAGGGCUUUAGAAGUCUGGGGUUCAGAAGAGAACCUGCUAAAAGAAAAAGAAAUCCGCGAUAUAAAACGGGAGGGAGCCAAGAUUAAAAAAUUCAACAAAAAGAUCAAGCAGCUGCGAAUGCAAGUGAGAAGCUCAUUAUACGAUAAGACGACAAAAGCAUCUCAUACUCAUAAGUUUGGGGAGGAUACAUACAAUGAAGAGGAUGAUACGUAUACACAUACUUGUACAACGUGCGGUUAUGAAGAAACAUACGAAAAAAUGUGAACAUUCGAAUAUUGUACGCUAUAGAGAGUUUGCGAAUUAAUGUAUAUUUAAUCAAUUUAUACAAAGAUAUCAUUUUUCGAAUACGAACUUAUAGAAUAAGUCUCUCAAAAUCAAUUUUUCUUUCGAAAACUUGUUUACGGCUGUGCAUGUGAUAUUUAUAUCUUAUUGAGGAAUAUUUGAUUCAUACAUUUCUUAUUUUACAAAAUAAAGUUCAAUAAAGCAGUUUAUCUUA
Molecule: messenger RNA, 1336 nt
Organism: Camponotus floridanus (Florida carpenter ant)
Lineage: Eukaryota; Metazoa; Arthropoda; Insecta; Hymenoptera; Formicidae
Gene: Xpac
Product: DNA repair protein complementing XP-A cells homolog
Exons: 6
Coding region: 277-1104 (275 amino acids)
Biological process (GO): nucleotide-excision repair involved in interstrand cross-link repair; UV-damage excision repair; nucleotide-excision repair, DNA damage recognition
Cellular component (GO): nucleotide-excision repair factor 1 complex
Molecular function (GO): damaged DNA binding
Source: RefSeq, a predicted model, not a curated record